Messenger RNA from Myzus persicae (green peach aphid), 546 nucleotides. RefSeq lists its product as uncharacterized. NCBI's taxonomy places the organism in Eukaryota, Metazoa, Arthropoda, Insecta, Hemiptera, Aphididae. Bases 1 to 546 code for a protein of 181 amino acids. The record is from RefSeq and is a predicted model, not a curated record. The transcript has a single exon.
AUGGUGAGUAGCGAUAAUUCAAUUCAAAACGAAGUACAGAAGUUUUGGGAGCUCGAAGAAGUCGUCGAACCAAAGGAACGAAGAAAAUAUAGUAUUGAAGAAUGUAAAUGUGAAACCCAUUUUUUGAAGACGUCUGCAAGAGACGCCAAUGGCAGAUUUACGUUAAAACUACCAUUUCGUAACAACAUACAGCAAUUAUUGGGUGAAUCGCGUUUCAUGGCAACGAAGAGAUUCCAUCAGAUGGAACGUAAAUUAAAUGAAAAUCCAGAGCUUAAGCAGGAAUACGACAGGUUUAUGCGUGAGUAUCAAAAUCUUGGUCACAUGACCCUGUCGACUAAGACGAAUAUUCAUUCGACGGAACAUCCACAAGUAUUUUUACCACAUCACCCAAUCAUCCGAAACGAGAGCUCUACCACAAGGAUUCGAGUGGUUUUUGACGCUUCUGCAAAAACUUCCACCAACAUAUCACUCAAUGAAACCUUAAUGGUUGGCCCAACUAUUCAAGAUGACCUCCGUAGAAUUUUAAUGAGAUUCCGAAUACAUUAG